Messenger RNA from Babjeviella inositovora NRRL Y-12698, 1020 nucleotides. RefSeq lists its product as uncharacterized. Bases 61 to 894 code for a protein of 277 amino acids. The transcript has a single exon. The record is from RefSeq and is a predicted model, not a curated record. Lineage: Eukaryota; Fungi; Ascomycota; Pichiomycetes; Serinales.
GUAAAAUCCCCCUCUUGAAAUCAUUUCCUAUUUCCUACAUCAUCAAACAAAUAACUUACAAUGAGAUUCUCUAACAUCACCCUUGCGACUAUCUUGGUCUCCACCGCCCUCGCUGCCCCAAUGGCCGAGGCUCAGGCUCAGGCUCAGGCUAUCGCCGUCGCCGUUGCCGCUCCAAAACCAGAAGCAGGCUUGGUCUCCUGGGUUGGGGGCCUUGUUUCUGGUGUUGUUAACGGCAUCGAAGAUGUUGCCAUCACCCUUACUGGUGGUACCCCUCAGAGCUUCAACACUAACGCCUUCGGUACCAACUUGGUCGCUCUUGGCCAAAGAAUGAAGCUGGCUAACUUGAAAUGUGAUGAGUGUGAAGGUGGUUCUGGACAUGGCGAAAGCAUCUUGCAAGAAUGUUUGGAGUGUAUUGAAGCUGUUUGUGAAUGCUGUAUUAACGUUAUUUUUAUUGCUUAUGAGACUAUAGAGGAGGUUGCUGAAGCCUUGAUUGGUGCCGGUGGGGACUUCCAGCGGAACAAUGUGCGGAACCUCAAUUGGAAUGCCCUUGGUGAUUCGUACUCCAGAAUGGCCAAGAUUGCUCCACCUACUAUCUCCAAGACCUCCAUUAGCGAUGCCGGUAGUCAGUUGGUUUCAUGGGGUAACUCGGCCAAAUCGAACAAGAGAUUGCCUGCAUCCAAAUUGAAAACUCUUAUGCAUGGUACUACCCAGCUCCAGAUUCUUACCCAGGGUUCUGCUCCUUCUUGGUCUAUUGGUAAGAGAUACACAAGUGCUGACUUUGGUAAGAUGUUGAUCAACUACGGUAACGUUUUGAACCUGGGCAGCGUUCCGGACACCAAGUUGGCCGCUAUCAAUGGUGUUUUAAAACAGUUCAACGAUGCCAAGAUCUUUUAGGUUGUACGUGGCAAUUGUUGCGACCAAAUAUACCCCAUUGAGCGGUCCACCGCGUUUUUCUUGACGUUUACUUUUUUUUUCAGAUUUCAGAUUUAUUCAGAUUUAUUCAGAUUUAUUGUUUGGCAG